AUGGAGACCCAGGAUGACAGUAUCGAUAUCCCACAGUUGCAACGCGUCGCGUUGGGACGAGAGCCUGCACCAUCCCAGUCGUUAAUACCCGGGUCCGAGCUUGCCAGGCAUAUUUCCCAGGAUAGCGUUGUCAUCCACAAGCAUUACUCUCAGAUCUCUAAUGGUCGUCAGUCAUCUACUGGCCAAGAGGUCUCUCGGAUAUCCCCGUCGAGUCAUCCCGAGUCGCCCUCUCAGGAAGAGAAUGCUCAAAGCUUGACAAACGCUGCUCGAUUAUCCAUUGAACAAAGAAGACAGGACCCUGCCGCUGGGUUGCAACUCUUUAAGAAGAUGAGCUCUGCAGACACGGUACCUUCCGACACCCAAGUCAUCUCGCAGUCGGUUUAUGACAACCUUAUAAGACAGAACCAGGAAGCUGCCGAUAUUGAGUCGGACAAUAAUCUUGCCGAUAAUGCAACUUUGAGGACGCUACACGAGGGCGAUAUUGGCCAUGUGGAUCUGCUGGCUGGGCUUGACGGGUCAAACACCGAUGUGACCAAUGGUGAUGAUAACGAGGAUCAGAGCAGUUGCAAGCUCGGCGAGUCAUCUCCCAUGCAGUAUCAGCCGAAUCUCUUUCCCGAGUCCCAGCGCUUUGUGUUGAAGACUCCGGCGACAGCAGUGAAAACAGGGAGUGUCGAUGACCUUGCUUCGGUGACCCCCACAGCGUCGAGGAACCCUCUUGCGACGGAGCUUGAAUCAAGCGGUGGUAUCAUGGCACUAAGCCAGGUGUUCAAAGCAACCCAAGCCCCUUCCUCUCCCCUUGUCCAUGGCCAACAAUUGGAUCCGAUGUCUGACCGACCUUCACCUAAUCUGCCUAUUCAAAAUCGUUCGCUUGCCACAGCUCUGUCCUCACCGUUAAAUAACGUUGCGGCAACCUUUCCCCGGGAUUCCUCAGAGCCAUAUCCCAAUUAUAUCACCAUGCAAGAAUCACAAGCGCUGAGGGAUAUAAUUUCACGGGAGAGAAUGACGCGCUCUGCAGACCAUAUAUACUCGGAAGAUCAAAGUGACUGCGAAUUUGACAAAGAACCCAGCUUUGUGGAGCGCAUAAGGCGACAGAGAAACAUCGAUGAGAAAACCAGGGGACAGUUGGCCAGUCUUUCAGCUCCCCCAAGACCAGCAAGCCGCAAGAACUCAGAUAAAAUGAGCAAGUCACCUAGCAGACAGCCGGACCAGCGAGACAGGGCAGAUGCAGUCAGAUCUGCUACGCCCACACUUGAGCACCAAGAAAACGUUGCUGCAGGCGCAAUCAGCGAAGAAGAGACGGAACAGGAGGAUGAGGUUUCCCAACGGAUGUGUCGGUCUCAAGACCCAAAUCCUUCGACCGAGGAGGAUAAAGAAAACCAUCAUGAUCCCUCUACAACCCCGCUGGCUGCCGCGACCAAUGCACAUGAUCGCUUGUCUCAGGCGCUUGCUCUUGAUGGAGUCCCACCCCCUAACCGCAGAAGGUCACUGCAAGACGCUGCAGAGUCCCAAUUACCUCCUCAUGGUGCUGACGACGAACAGCUGGAUGGUACCAGCAGGUCAUCCCAAGUUUAUAUAGUGAAGGACUCUCAACGGUCUCCAGGUCCCCAGGAUGAGGAAAAUCAUGAAAUGAAUAAUGCAAAUAUGUGGGACGAGAACCAGGCCCAGGCUUCCGGCUCACACAUUUGCACAAAGCAUUCUCCAGAGAAGCUUGUGUCUCCGGCGAAACAACUCCGUAUACAGUCAACUCCUCCCUCAGCAUCCCAAAGAAGUCGAGUCUCGUUUCAACUCGAUAAUGACCAUGUAGUGGCUCGAUCCAGGUCGAACUCGACCAGCUCACAUGGUUCCCACGAACAUCCACUGAGAAAAUCCAUUGUCCAGGAGACUAGUCUAAUGCAAUCUAGCAAUUCAACUGUGCAUAAAUCUAUAGAACUAGGCGACAAAGCGCCGGCGUCUGAUAUCAAGGAGAAGUCAUCUUCGAUGCCCUCUCGCGUGGCUGAAACACCUGUUCAACGUCCCAAGAGCUUUGGCGAUGUGAUGCCAGCGACAGCUAUUCCAGAAACGAGCCCGAAUCGAUUCUUUAAUCAAGGCUGGGCAGGUGACGCGAAUAAUGAAACAAUGGAUCAAGAGGACGACGACCUCCCUCCUCUUUACUCGUCCACACAUGAACGAGGAUAUCAUUCCCAACCAGUCAAUUCAAAUAGCUCGUCGCCAGUGAAGAGCUUCUAUAACUCCAAAAUCCUAUCUAGCCCAAGUGGAAGACAACGUAGGGCACUGACAGAGAUUGCAGCUGAUGCUUCGCCUCAAAUUGGGACCGGAAACUUCGAUGUUGAUAUUAACAUCUUAUCCACCGACGAUCGGGAGUUUAGAUCUGCUGUUGCACUGUCUCCAGUUCCACCAAGAAAGAGACGACGUGGAAAUGAUGGGCAAAAUGUCUUCGCCUCUGACCCAGUGCUUCCUAUUACACCCCGUACCGCCACUUAUUUUGCUCCCCCAAAGGAGAACGAAACAAUGCCGGCCCGGGACUUUCAGCCCGAACAAUCAGUGACUACGCCUAAGGGAGGGUUUGAGAAACGAUCACGACCUUCCAGGAGAGCGGGAACAGUAUGGGACGUUGAUGAUUCUCCCCACUAUCAUGUUUCCCGGAAGGAGCGUGCGCGGCUGUUCGGUCUUCCUCGUAUUCUCGAGCAGAAGGCCAAGGAAGCUCUUCAGUCUGAGGGGAGUACUAAUGCGCGGCUUGUCGCUGAUCAAAACUGUUCAGAAGCCACAUCACUCCCCACGGAACAACAUGUUGAAGUUUCUCGAGACAAGCCAUCAGAGGACCUUGUCGAAAACAACACCGCUAGAGAGGACUCGGUCAUUGAUGGCAAUACCGAAAUCGCACUAAAUCAGGUUCUUGCAGCCUGGAGCGGGACAAAACGUGCAUUUUAUCCUGCAACCUGUUUUGGAAGACCUCUGGGGACUCCGCAGUCCCGUUAUUUAGUCAAAUUCGAAGACAGUGCUCCCGUUGAAGUUCCCAUUGGAGCUGUCAAACGGCUCGAGCUACGGGUCGGAGAUGCUGUGAAGGUCGAUAUGCCCAAUGUGCCAAAGGUGACUCACAUUAUCCGAGGGUUUGAGGGUAAAUUGAGCAUAGAAGAUCUUGAAAACGAGGCAUCCAAUGGCAUUAUCCGUAUGACAGAUGUAUACGGCUUUUCAACUGUCGUUUUAGGACAAAAGCAGCGCAAAAGCCUUACACGUGAAGGGCUUGCAGUUCCUGAGAAUAAUGUCAAAGUUCCAAUCUCCCGCAUAUACCUAGAUACUAUCCUCUGGAACCAACUCAAAGAUCGAACAUAUAGCUACAGCUCUGUACAUACACAGUCAGAGAGUAGACUUCAAACCCCGUCCGAUCGACACACCACGCCUGCUUCACCCAGCACUCGGUUAUCCCGCAGUAUCCGUUAUUCAAACGGUAUAUUUGCUGGAAUGGUGUUUGCCGUGUCUUAUGGGGAGAAUGAUGAAUCAAAGACUCGGAUUACGCGGAUGAUAUUGGAUAAUGAUGGACGCAUUCUCCAUGAUGGCUUCAAUGAGCUGUUUGAUCUACCUUCAAGCCGUCCAGCUGUUACGCCAUCGAAAUCACCAACUCCAGCCACGAGCAACAACCAGUUCCGUCUUACAGGCGGCGCCGAAGAUGUGGGCUUUGCCUGCUUGAUAGCUGACAAGCAUUCUCGCCGGCCAAAGUACAUGCAGGCACUAGCUCUCAACCUUCCUUGCCUCUCGGACCGCUGGAUAGAGGACUGCAUAGCUCAACGCCAGGUUAUAGAUUGGGAGAUGUAUUUGCUUCCCGCGGGGGAAUCAUCUUAUCUCCACGGAGCGACGAAAUCAAGAUUAUUGCAUCCUUAUCCUGCUAUGCAAGCACGACUACCUGAAACCAUUGCUGCGCGGCCUAAUCUAUUGCAUGGGCAAUCGGUCCUAGUCGUGAUGGGCCGCGGGAAAGCUGAUGAAGAGCGAAGAAAAGCGUAUCUCUUUUUGACAUAUGCAUUAGGUGCUUCCAAAGUCGAACGUGUACCUGAUAUCAAGUCAGCUCGGGCGGUCCUUGACCAGGGUGCAACUGGAACUGGAUGUGAAUGGGAUUGGAUCUACGUGGAUAAUGAUGAAAAAGCCUCCGCCAUAGCCACAAUCCUUGGAGCCUCUACCCCUGGCAGCCCAAAGGCUUAUCCCGCCCAGAGGUCAAGAAAGCGAAAAAGAAAUGAAUUAACCGAGUCAAUAAGUGGCAGUGAUCUCGGUCUGAACACCAAUGUCAGGAUUGUGGGUAACGAAUUUGUCUGUCAAAGCUUGAUCCUGGGGAGGUUGAUUGAUUAA
Messenger RNA from Aspergillus bombycis, 4335 nucleotides. Its product is annotated as chromatin-binding protein RAD9. Bases 1 to 4335 code for a protein of 1444 amino acids. The record is from RefSeq and is a predicted model, not a curated record. The transcript has 2 exons. NCBI's taxonomy places the organism in Eukaryota, Fungi, Ascomycota, Eurotiomycetes, Eurotiales, Aspergillaceae. Gene Ontology annotation, biological process: DNA damage checkpoint signaling; positive regulation of transcription by RNA polymerase II. Gene Ontology annotation, molecular function: histone binding. Gene Ontology annotation, cellular component: nucleus.